This is a messenger RNA of Heterocephalus glaber (naked mole-rat), 1319 nucleotides long. It is a transcript of the gene Prr13, whose product is annotated as proline rich 13. The record is from RefSeq and is a predicted model, not a curated record. Lineage: Eukaryota; Metazoa; Chordata; Mammalia; Rodentia; Bathyergidae.
ACACAGGCGAGGGCAGAAGUAUGAGACACGGGUGACCAGGAAGUGAGAGCCGAGACUGGAGAGAAGGGCGGACAAAUCCUAGGCGGCAGGAGAAACCCGACCCGGGAUCCGAAUACCACAAUUUCUUCCUUUCCGGAUCAGGGGUCCUUUGCAGUCGGGGGCUAGGGGAAACACCUGAACAUGUGGAAUCCCAGUGCCGGGUAUCAAGGGCCAAACCCAUGUCCACCCAACCCUGGGUGCCCUGGAGGUGCCUAUCCUGUGUGUCCACCACAUGCACCACCUGUCAAUCCAGCCUUUCCUCCUGGCUCCUGCCCCCCACCCCCAGGAGCUCCCCCGGGGAAUCCAUGUGGGCCUGGUUAUCCUGUGCCCCUGCCGGGGUGUCCAAGACCCCAACCCUCAGGUCCCUAUCCUCCUCCAUGCCCUGGCAUGCCUCCUGUGAAUCCUUUGGCCCCUGGCAUGGUGUGCCCAGGGAUGGUGAUGGAUAAGAAGAUGCGGAAGAAAAUGAAGAAAGGUCAUAAAAAGGGACACAAACACCACAAGCAUGGCAAGCAUUCCUCCUCUUCCUCCUCUUCCAGCAGUGACUCUGACUGAACACAGGGCCUGGACCCUCCCCUGGAGUGUCACCAGUCCUGCUCUCCCAUCAAGCUUCAGCUGCUGCGCGUAGAGCUGGGGGAGAUUAGCCCUUGUGCCCCCACCUUGCCCUGCCCCACCCUUCUCCUGCUCUUCAGCCCUGCCCCCUAGGAACAUGGGAAGAGGACUGCCCUGGGAUAGCAAAGACCAUCCUCUCACUGCUUGAUAGAUCUAUAGCUGAGCUAAAUGCUGAAAAUAAGCUUACAAUCUGUAAAAUGUGAUCUUUUUUGCACUUUCUUUUGUAGUACUUACAGUUGGGGGGUUUGGGGGAAAUUUCAUGACGAUGGAAAACCUGUACUUCUUUUGUAAUGAUGGCACAUUGGGGUGACUUAGUGACAAAUAUAUUUGCCAGCCUCCUGAAUGCUGGGAUCACAGGUGUGCAUCACCACACCCAGCUUCCAGCAGGUCUUUUAUUGAUUGUAUAACUAAGGCUGCUUGGAAAUACAGUAGUCUGUUUGGUUGACGAACCUAACUGCCCUUUUAGAAGCUUAUCUCUAUCGUUACCUCAGACUAUUUCAGGUCCUACUCAUGCUCCAGCUUUCAGUGCAAAUAAAACUAUUUCUCCUGAUCUCUGUUAACCAUUACCUUGGCUGGGCUCAGCACAUUGGUCUACUUUGGCUGUCCUGAGGAUGCUUUAAAGAAUAUGAGUUUCAAAAAAAAUAAAUAAAUAAAAAUGAGUUUCACCAUAA